This is a messenger RNA of Marasmius oreades (fairy-ring Marasmius), 2522 nucleotides long. RefSeq lists its product as uncharacterized. The coding region runs from base 65 to 2389 and encodes 774 amino acids. Gene Ontology annotation, cellular component: U4/U6 x U5 tri-snRNP complex. Lineage: Eukaryota; Fungi; Basidiomycota; Agaricomycetes; Agaricales; Marasmiaceae. Gene Ontology annotation, biological process: mRNA cis splicing, via spliceosome; maturation of 5S rRNA. The transcript has 11 exons. The record is from RefSeq and is a predicted model, not a curated record.
ACUCUUUCUCAUUCACUAUCACCACCAUAUUCGACCGCUCUAUUUAUUCUCGCUUUAAUCAGUCAUGUCUAUUGAAGAGAGUAUUAGUUUGGAAGAAACCAACAAAAUCCGUAUCUCGUUGGGCUUGAAACCGCUGACCGAAGAUGCACCCUCUACCGACGAUAAAGAGAAACAAGCAGAACAGAACUAUGCGAAACGACGGGAGCAGGAAGCCAAAGACAAAGAAGCGAAGAAAGUCGCUGACCGGGUAGCCAAGGUGAGAAAUCGACGGGAACUCAAUGCUUCGCUGAAAGGCACAACUCUUGGUGAUGCCGACGGUGACGCAGACGACACGCUGAAAUGGAUCAAACGGUCCAAGAAGAAGGACAAGGAGCUUGCGAGGAAACGGUUAGAAGAGUUGGAUAAUUUUGACAAGGCUAUACAAGAGGAGUAUACGGAACGUGACCUGGAAGGCCUGAAGGUCAGCCAUGACUUUGAGGGUAUGGAAGAAGGAGAAGCCCGUAUACUUACAUUAAAAGAUAGUCGGAUCCUUGAUAAUGAAGAGGAUGAAUUGCAGAAUGUGGAAAUGGCGGAAGAGGAACGACGAAAGAAGAACCAGGAACUGAAGGUCAAGAAGCGUGACUAUACAGGAUAUGACGAUGACGAGUUCGUCGAGGGUAAUCAAGGGAUGAAACGUUCAGUUCUGUCAAAGUAUGAUGAUGAUAUUGAAGGGCCGAUGGAAACUGGUUUCCGGUUAGGCAGUUCCAUUGUCUCGAAAAGGGAAGCUAUAGAGCAAGAGAAACAUGCAUCUGCUGCAUCUGUGAACAAGUCCCUGUUGUCGAUAGACUACAUAAAGAAUCAGGAAACCACAGAUUAUCUCAAGGAAGGUGACCCCGGUUUCAAGAAAUUCAAAAAGUCUAAAAAGCAACGUCCAUCCAGACGUGCUCCUGCUGAGGCUGACCUGGCCGACGAAAACGACAUGGAAGUUGAGCAGCAGCCAAUUGUCCGAGACCUUGACGCGAACUUUGUCGAUGACGAUGAACUUCAAGCCGCUUUGGCACGAUCACGACGAGCCAGGCUGAACAAACCUAAAAAGUUGUCACCAGAAGAGUUAGCCAAGAAAAUCGCCCAACGUCGGGCAGAGGAAACAAAUACACCGAUCAAAGUUGAAGACGACGUCAAAAUGGAGGAUUCUGAAGAUGAAGAACCGGGUGGACUCACGUUCGACGAUACCUCUGAAUUCAUUCGAAACGUUGGAAACAACCCCAUCGUUGUCAAACGGGAAGGCAAGCGAGAGUCUGUACCGCCACCAGCUCCCCGUUCCCCUUCGCGGGAUAUCUCCAUGGCUCCUGGUGAUCAAGUUUUGGACGAAAUAGAAGCAGGAGAAGUGGUGGUAAAAGAGGAGGACGAGGAGGACGAGAUGGCCAUACUGGAUCAAAUAGAGGAGGCAAUUAAAUCCACCGAGGCCGAAGAAGCCGCUAAUGACGGCGUUGGAACGUCCAAUGAGCAAACUUUCAAAUCGGGCAUGGCUUCCACCCUGAAUAUUCUACGUCAGCAAGGAAUUCUGGCUACCCCGACUGCAGACUUGAAGGACCGAGAGAAGACGCAGCUCCAGCGGGACCUAUGGCUGAGUCAACAGCGAAGAAAGGUUACUGAGCGAGAAUUGGAAAGGCUCCAGGCUCGGGGAGGGAACAAGGACCAAGCAACCAGGGAAUAUGAGAAUCGUUCUAGAGAACAGCAGGAGGCACGGGAUAAUUUGGAGUCUUUCAAACAGUACAAGCCAGACGUCAAUAUCGUUUAUUAUGAUGAGUUUGGACGAGAGCUUACUCCCAAGGAGGCAUGGAAAGCUUUGUCGCACAAGUUCCAUGGGAAGGGUUCUGGAAAGAUGAAGACUGAGAAGAGGUUGAAGAAGAUUGAGGAAGAAAAGAAGAAGUUGGCAAUGGCCAGUGGGGAUACACCUUUGAGCAUGAAUGCUGCAUUCCAGCAACGCCAACAGAAGACUGGCCAGGCCCAUUUCGUUCUUUCUGUCGGUAAUCGAGGUGCCGUCCCUCAAGUUGCAGAUUUUAUCGAGACUCAGCCGUUGUCCAAGGGGAAAACGGAAAAGAUGAAGAAGAAGAAGGAGUCAAAGAAUGCCAAGGCCGCACUGGAAUCUGGUAUCAUGAACUUUCCGAACUCGCAAAUGUCGCUGUCGAAUGGAGGCAGCCCUGGACCUUCAGGAUUUGCGUCUGUCGUUAGCAGCGGAUCUCCGGCACCCAGAGCAGGAUUUUCCAGGAUCUCGUCGGCAGCUGAACCUUCUUCGCAAGGUGGUUCGCCUGGGCCCGGGGAGCGAUCCAAGGUCGCCUUCGGUUUUGGGAUGAAACGCAAGGCAGGCGAGGAAGCCGCAGGCUCACCCCCAGCCAAACGCAGAUGAAAACAGCUCCAAUUUACGGGACGUUGACGACGAUGACAAUGAAAACUUUAGCAACUUCUUUAAUGGUAUACUUCAUUGUGUUUUUUUACAAAGGCAAUCCAAAAAGAAUCCCUGACCGCUUUCGAAUGCUUUG